GUGUCACUCUGUCUGUUGGACAGCACAGCAAUAUGAUGAGUAGGCUUUCUGUGGCGUCCCAGAGUGUCGUAUGAUUGGAUGGACCAUUCCCCCCACCUCCACCCUCCUCCCUUCUAUAGUCCUCACCAGGGGCGUGGAGCCAAGCGAACUGAAUGGGAAACACAUUUGGUGUACCUCACCGGUGCACUAACCAAAUGGUGGAAGGCGAUGACAAGCGCAAACAGCUGUUGUUUUAAGUUAACUACCGAGGGGACUACAGGAAAAAUAAAAAAAACCCCGAGUCUUAAAGCGACCCGUGUGUGCUAUUUACUUACGCGGCAGCGAAGAAGAAGAAGAAACAGUGGGGAGAGUCGCAUUGGGAGCUGCAACCGAAGAGAGGGAUGCGGGGACUUAAAAGGAGAUAAAUACAAGAGAUUCGUCAGUUAUUUCUUGUCAGCAUGUGGUAUGUGUUCAGUUAAGAAAGACCGAAUUUGUUUGCGGUCGCUGGGGCGGCUCCUGUGCUUGAAAAUGGAGAUAAUAUGCAGAUAGGGCGUUUUUGAAGUCCACCUUUUGUCGUGGACAGUCGGCUAACGUUGGCGAGGUUUUUUUUGAGUGCUGCUACUGGACCUGGCAGGUUUGUCUCUGCUGUGUGUCACUAGCGUCAGUUUUACUCGAGGGUGUUUUUUAUGCCCCUUUUUUGAACAAGUGUUGUUAAGGGCCUCUCCCGGCAAACUGCGUCACCGAGUGGGCGCUGCAGGUAUUCAUCUGUCGAUCUGCGUGUUGGAAAGUCUACCCGUGAUGGCACGAAUGACCUGGAAAUCAAGGCGACUGAACUUUUAAGUCACCAUGGAGCCGGAGUCUAAAUCAGGCUCCGGGGACCAUCAAGACCUGAGAAAUUCGCCUGUAACCAAGUCUCAGUGUGAACCGGGCAAAAAUGUUUGCGAGGCCAUGGGUGAUGGACCCGUCAGUCUUGUGGACUCUGUAGUGAGAGGUGGGAGUGACCCCAGCGCAUAUCCUUCCUCCAGUUAUCAGAGGAUUGUGCAUCAGAGAUUCAUCAGGAGAAGUUUGUGGUUUUCAGACACAGAUGAGCAGGCCUUUGAAGCACCUGAAUGUAAUAACAGGAGUAAGAUCCUAAACAUUAACCUGCGAACAAUUGUGGACAGGUCUAGGGGGACCAGCUGUGGGAUACAGGAGGGAUCCAGCACUGAAAGUCAAGGUGGGCUUAAAGACAGUGCAACAGAGAGCGCCAGCGCCGAUGAGGACAAGGAGAAAGGUGGAGACGUGUUAAAUGUUACAUGCAGUGAUGGUGGUAAAGCUGCUGUCAAGGCAGCCAGUGAGGAGAAUGAGGAGGAGGCAGAGAUGAAGGCAGUCUCCACGUCUCCAGGGGGAAGGUUCCUUAAAUUUGACAUAGAGCUGGGGAGAGGUUCCUUCAAGACAGUCUACAAAGGCCUGGAUACUGAGACCUGGGUGGAGGUGGCCUGGUGUGAGCUGCAGGAUCGUAAGCUUUCUAAAAUGGAACGUCAGCGCUUUAAAGAGGAAGCAGAAAUGUUGAAGGGCCUCCAGCAUCCCAACAUUGUCCGUUUCUACGACUUCUGGGAGUCACCGCUUAAAGGAAAGAAGUGCAUUGUUUUAGUAACAGAGCUCAUGACGUCAGGAACGCUAAAAACCUAUCUAAAGCGUUUCAAGGUAAUGAAGCCCAAAGUGUUAAGGAGCUGGUGUAGACAGAUCCUUAAAGGCCUCCACUUUCUCCACACCAGGACGCCUCCCAUCAUUCACAGAGAUCUUAAAUGUGACAACAUCUUUAUUACUGGACCUACAGGUUCAGUAAAGAUAGGGGAUUUAGGUCUGGCAACACUCAAGGCAGCUUCUUUUGCUAAGAGUGUCAUAGGCACUCCAGAGUUCAUGGCCCCAGAGAUGUAUGAGGAACACUAUGACGAGGCUGUGGAUGUCUAUGCCUUUGGCAUGUGUAUGCUAGAAAUGGCCACCUCUGAAUAUCCCUAUUCUGAGUGUCAGAAUGCUGCUCAAAUCUACCGCAAAGUUACCAGUGGAGUAAAGCCAGCCAGCUACAACAAGGUCAUGGAUCCUGAAAUCAAGGAGAUCAUUGGAGAGUGCAUCUGCCAAAAGAAAGAGGAACGGUACACGAUCAAAGAUCUGUUGAAUCACGCUUUUUUUGCCGAGGACACAGGUGUGAGGGUGGAGCUAGCUGAGGAGGAUGAUGGAAAAAAGUCCUCAAUAGCUCUCAAACUGUGGGUGGAGGACCCCAAGAAGUUAAAAGGGAAAUACAAGGAGAGUGGGGCCAUUGAGUUUACAUUUGACCUGGAGAAGGAGGUCCCUGAGGUUGUCGCACAAGAAAUGGUGGAGUCUGGCUUCUUCCAUGAGAGCGAUGCUAAGACCGUGGGAAAGUCGAUCAGGGACCGUGUGGCACUGAUCAAAUGGAGACGAGAGCGCACAGUGUCUGCAGCGGCUGCAGAGAAUCAGGGUGAAGGUGGACACAGCACCCAGAUGACACCAUCUCAGGGCAUCUCUGCUGGGGUGCCACAUGUAGGGCAGCCCCUUGUGCUGGAACCAGAAGAACCAGAGGCAGACCAGUACAACAGGCUGCAUACCCUCACAGCCAGUGCCACCUCAGUAACAUCAGACAGCACACUUGACAGUGGCAUGGGCUCCACAGUGUACUCGGACUCCCACAGCAGCCAGCACAGUGUCCUCUACCAGUCCCUGCUCGAGCCUAUUACUAUGGCAACACAGCAGUGCCCGAGCAGUAGCCAUUUUCUGACAGAUCGACCCCAGUACUGCGAACGGGGUGAAGUGUGGGAGGCAACGCUGAGCCCAGAGCUCAGGGCUCGAUUGGGAGCUGAAGGCCGGAGGGGAAGUGCCCCUGUUAUUGACAUUCAAAGGGCAAACCACAUUGCUCGACUGCAUGCCCUCAUUCAGUCUAAGAGAUCAGUCAGUCCCAACCCAACGGUACCAGAACAGUCAGAACUCAGCUCUGCUGAGCUGCACUCAGAGUCUUAUGGAGGGUUUUCCCCACAGAGUGCUAUGCCAGUAAUAAAAGUCUCCCCCGUCUCUUCACCUACUGACCACCGCCGACUUAGUGAUAUCAACAUCAGAUCGCCAUCAGAGACAUUAUCACUUCCUGUGCCAACUGAACGAAGGCACUCUGACCUUAGUAGUCUUCUGAGUCUGACCUCUCAUCACAACCACCAUAUUGCGAUGCACAGGGGCUCUGUGUGCCAGGCAUGUAUUUCUAUGCUUCAUUUGAGGUCACAAGAUUGGAGGCACCACUGUCAUUCUGUUGUCAUGCCAACACACCAAUGUCCAUGUGACUUUAGACACCACCCAUCACCUGGUGGAAUGAUGAGCACUCCUGGCUAUGGACUGCUGAAGGCUUCAAGUGAUUAUUCCAAUUUCUCACAGCUGCAGCAGUCCCUCUUUAAUAUAAUCAGUCGCAAAGCAGCCCCUUGUCCCCCCACACCUGCCCAAGCCUCAUCACUGUACUCUUCAGCUGCUCUCAGUCCAACCGGGAGUGAUGGAGACUGCAGCCUAAAGAGUCAUUUCCAGAUUAGCAGUCUUGUUGGGGACCACGAACCUCUCCAGGAGUGUGAAGACAGAUGCUGUGCCAGAGAGCAGCAAGUUACCAGGGCUGUAGGAGUGGCCAGUUCUACAGGUUACCAGACCCAACAAUCUGUCCAAGGUCUGUCCUCUUCCAGCUCCACAGUGCAUGCACCACCACAGUACCUCGAGCCUGGACACAGCUAUCCUGCUACUUUGUAUGCUCCUCAGCCUUGUGCACCAACACCAGCUCCAGCCAGUCUAUGUUCAGUCAACAUCCAACAUGCGACCAGUGCUGGUAGCUACUCACCGCCAAAUGUGCAACAGGCUCAAGUUGCAGCAAGUAUUGUACCAUCAGCUGUGCCACAACAUGUUGUACAAAGCUACCAAGCACCAGUUCAGCAACAGCAGCAAGUAACUGCAGCGAGCUCUUUGACUUUUCACUUACAAGUGCAGCAAACAUCUCAGAACUCUGUGGCCCCACCUUUACAACAGGCUCAGUCUGCAUCAGGAUCAGUUCAGCAGCCAACUGCAGCAACCACUCUGCCAGCACAGCAGCCAACUGAAAAUUGUCCUCGUGCAUCUGCAGCCCCAUCUAUGGCACCCACAGUUCAGGGUCAACUAGUACAAGCUUCCAGCACACUGCAGCAGGCCCAAACCACAGUCAAAUUGCCCCAUCAGCAACAUAGUCAAAACUCUGCCACACCAGCACUUUACAGUCAGCAAAUAUCCAUUCAACCAGAGCACCAACAGUCUUUAUCACAAAAUGCACAGCAAAAUGCUGGGAAGGCCUGUGUUCAGUCUCAACUCCAGCAUGGCCAAGAAACUGUGUAUGCCAUGCACCAGCAAAUGGCACAACAUCCAACCCAACAAUCACAAAGUCUUCACUGUUCGACACAGCAACAAGUGCACACUCCAAAUGUCCAGCAGCACAGUCAAAAAACUAUCCAAACAGCAGUUCCACAACAGAGUCAGGAUGUAUCGCAGUCUCAGCCCCAAACCACCGCAACUCAAGUUCUGCAGGUUCCAGCCAAACAUCAGAGUUACUCAGCUGCAGGUCCACAUGAUGCUGCCUCUCAGAGCUAUGCACAUUCUGCACUUCAACAAACAGCUCCGGGUCAAAGUCAGUACCUGCCUGCCCAAUCAGUCUGUCCACAGAAUUACAUAGCAGCUAACCAGGUACUGACUUCUCAGAGCAUUUCAACCUCUUCUCAGCAAGGCCAGGCUGAACAUACCACCCAACAGAAUAUCUCUGCUGGUCAGAGCAUUUCACAGCUUGGACAGGGUGGACAGGGCCAUGGGCAGAAUGUCAGCCAGCCAGCUUCCAGUGGGCCAGCACAGGCACUCUCUGCUCAGCAGUCAGCUGCUCACCAACAGCAACUCCAGCCUCUGCAGAUUUCUGCUUCACUGUCACCAUCACACCAACCACAGUUUCCUUCACAGUAUCCCACAGUCCAGGCUCCUCAGCAGUCCCAGGUUAGCCAUCCCGAGCCUGUUCCCUGUGCUCAGUCAGUCCAGCCAUCUCAGCUCAAACAAGCUGCAGUCUUUUCUUCACAUGUGCAGAACGGGGCAGAACUGGGAACAGCCUCUGCGGCUGCCCAGCUGGACAGUGUGAGCCCAUGCCAGCUCCCCCCACAGGCCCAGCCCCAGAGUCAGGUUCAAAGCCAAAUUCCUGUGCUGCAGUCUGCAGACUCCCAGAGAGCAUCAUCUGGGUCUGCCAGUUCCUGUUGGACUCAGCAGAAACAACUGAGUAAUGUCACAGGAGCUGCAGGUCAGGGUUCAACAGAGAUUAACAUGGAGGACCAAGCUGCAGAGAAACACACAGGAGGACAGAGCUAUGACAGUGUCAACUCCGAUGCCACAUCAGGAAAGGAGAUGAGUGAUGGUUAUGAAGGGACACAUGGAGGUAGAUGUGAUGGGAAAGUCCGCAAACACCACCGCAGGUCCUCACGCACUCGUUCUCGGCAAGAAAAGCUCAGCAGACCAAAGCUUAGCAUGCUGAAUGUGUGUAACACUGGGGAUAAAAUGGUCGAGUGUCAGCUGGAGACUCAUAACCAUAAAAUGGUCACUUUCAAAUUUGACCUGGAUGGAGAUGCACCAGAAGAGAUUGCUACAUACAUGGUGGAGAACGAUUUUAUUCUACCUUUAGAAAAAGAGGUCUUCAUUGAGCAGCUGAAGGACAUCGUAGACAAGGCUGAGGACAUGCUGAGUGAGGACACUGAGGGUGAGAGGAACUCCGACCAGGGAGGCAGCCCCAAACAGAGUGAAGGACCUGGCACACUGGGAACAGAGGCUUCAUCUCCCAGCACCCCACAGCUAGUGUACCAACAAAAUGUCCUGCACACUGGUAAGCGUUGGUUUAUAAUCUGCCCUGUGGCUGAGACUCCCAUGCACGACAAAGAGAAUACAUCACACGCCCAGGAAUCUAAAAAGUCUGGCUCAUUGUCAGUCGGGGCCAAUGGCAACACAGCUGCAGUGCCUACUCAGGUCGCCUCUCUGUCCUCCCAAAACCCGUCCUCGUCCUCCUCACUGACCACCGCAGCUCAAACCUCGGUCCAGCCUCCGGACCAAAUCACUAGCAAAGCCCACAUCCAGCAGACCCAGCCCGGUGUUACUAAACAUGCCCUAGGUUCUAGUGCCGCCAACCAUCACAGCUCACUUUCUGUGGAAGAACCUUGCAUCUCCGCUGUUUCUAUGGUUACUGAUAUGCCAUGCUGCGCUAUUGUGCCCCCUGUCUCGCUGGAUGUAAAUGGCAUUGAGAAAGGAACACCUGGUGGUUUGGUUUCAUCUCAGACUAAUCAACCAAUCCAGAAGGCCAGCCCUACUGGAGAAGCUCCUCCUCAGCUGACUUCCCUUCAGUCUGUGGUCAUGCAGCAACCUUAUGCAACGCCCAUGCAGCCUGGGACUGUGACCUCACAGCCUCAAAGUCCUGCACAUCAGAACUCCCAGUCUUCAAGCCAUCAGCAGUGUGUGGGGCCAGGCGAGUCAGACAGUGAGGGGCCACGCAGGGUGGAGUUUGUUGACCGCACUAUCAAGACUUUGGAUGAGAAGCUGAGAAACCUGUUAUACCAAGAGCAUGCUCCUUCCCAGCCCUCGAGCCUUACAUCUGACACCCAGGCAUCCAGCACAGAGGGGGUCAGCUCCCCUCCAGUCUCAGACGGCCAAAGCACUGAAGGAGCACUUCCAAAGAAGAAGGGGGAACCUCUGCCUCAGAUUCCUGAGCGCACGGAUGAUGUUGGUACAUUAAGUGACUCUGCAGUGCCAGGUACUAACACGGGUUUAAAAAGAAGUGAUGUGCCUGAAAGCUCUGGUGCACAUGGCUCCAAAAGCCGUUUUCAAAUCAUCCCAACUCCACCGGAUGUUAUUUGUCGCUUGGAAAAAAGCAAGACAAGCUGCAGCUCCUGCAGUUCCCCAGCUCCUUCUAGUGGUUCUGGUGGGUCUUACAGCCAAGCUCAGAGCAUGAGCAAGAAAGAGAAAGGAUGUGUGGCUAUGAGCAGGUCGUCAGUGAAACCUGGAGAUGAAGAUGAGAAUGCAGAAACAUCUAAAUCUCACCGCAGUAGCCGUUACUCUGCUCCGCCAAACUUCUACCAGGCUACACCUUCUUCUAGUCCUGACAGCACCCCAUGCCACAUUCCCCGGGCCCAGACUAUUGACGCUUCAGCACAUCACCACUAUCGCUUCCCCUCUCACCUCUGCUCUGACUCAGCAGAUGAGGACAGCAGCAGCGUAGCUCUUCCUCCUGCACAUCCAGCUCCUCCGGCUCAUACCCUGUCUGAGCACAGUGGAAGUGACCUCAUGAAGAGGGCAGUUGCCUUCCUGCGGCGCUCUGGGCGAAGCAAAAGUGAACAGAGCUCCGAUUCACCGAGCCGACAGCCCGUGUCAAUGAAUGGUCACACUCCUUCGCCUUCAGCAGGACAUGCACCCUCAUCCUACAUCAGCAGUGACAAUGAUUCCGAGUUUGAGGAUGCAGAUAUGAGAAAAGAACUACAGAAACUUAGAGAAAAACACAUGAAAGAGAUCUCAGAGCUGCAGGCAUUUCAGAGGAGUGAGAUUGAACAUCUGUACAAGGAGUUGGGAAAAACUCUGCCCCCCAAUGUCAGCCUGCUUCAUGCUGCACCUCCAAGUGGCCGUAGGCGCAAAGCCAGCAAACACAAGCUAAAGGCUGGAAAACUGCUCAAUCCAAUGGUGCAGCAGCUCAAAAACAAUCUUAAUACAACCAGUGCUGACAGAAAAGGUGAGAGUGCUGCCAGCUCGUCCGGCUCCCCGGCUAAAAGUUCAGUUCUAUCAGAUGGCUCAACCCACUCCAGCGGCUGCUCCAGCUCCAGCAAUCAGCCGAGCACUGCCCCAGAGCAUGUCCAUACCCAGCAGCCCUGUUCUUUGAAGGGUUCUUUCUCCUCAGACAACAUCUACGCUGGACUACAUGGUGAUGGAAAUCCCAACCAUGCUGGCCCUGGUCAAGGCUGGACGGUUUACCACCAAACGUCAGAGAGAGUCACCUAUAAAUCUAGUAGCAAACCACGCACUAGAUUCCUCAGUGGACCUGUGUCUCUGUCCAUCUGGUCCACUCUGAAACGACUAUGUCUAGGCAAAGAACGCAGUAGUAGGUCCUCUCUCAACACCACCACUGCUCAAACAGCCUCCAGUCAGACUCAGCCAUCACUCUCUGCAGCAACAUCCUCACCUUCUCCUCAGCCAUUCACACGUCUCGCUCAGGUCCAGACCAACAACAGCAACAACAAGAGAGGCACGUUUACUGAUGAUCUUCACAAACUGGUUGAUGACUGGACAAAGGAAACUGUAGCAGCGGCCAGUCAAGCACGACCUUCCCUGAACCAGAUGAAACAGCAGAGGCGUCGGCAAGACCUGGAAGGCGGUGCAGCACCGAUGGGAGCAGUUACUCGUGAGAUGAAAUGUCAUAACGGUCCCGGCAAGUUCCAGCUGCCUCUUUCAUGCCCCCUGACUGCUGCUUUAGGCCCUCGUAUACCUGCAACCCUAUCGUCAAACUCAUCCACAGCGCCCUCUCCUGGUUACCUCGUUCCCGCAGGCUCCUAUGCUGGGAUGGUUCCCGGUCCUCUUUAUCCUCAGAGAUGGCCCAGCUUGCCCAGUCCUGUAGGGUCUGUGGUCCCUGUAGGCUUGCUUGGUGCAGCAAGAAUGAUGCCCUAUGGCACAAUGGCAAACCCACAGAUUCAAGCUUACCCUCUGGUUAUCCACAGCCCCGAGAAUGGCCCGUGUCCAAAAACCACAAGGACUACUUAAUCUGCUUACCAAAAUUUAUUAGUGUGUAUUUGCAAGACAGUCCAGCUCCACUCUGCUCUGUUCAGAGCAACACAUGUACAUAAUCCCAUCAUGUAAAUACCAUGAGAAAAGUGUUGAUUCUUCAUGCAACACUAAUCUGUAGUAAAUUGUGUGUGUGUGAGUGUAGAUAUGUGUGUAUAUUAUACAGUACAUGUUAAGUAAGUAUGUUUGAAUACUUUUUUGGCUUUAGUCAUGACUCAGCCAUACUAGUCAUUUUAUGUGUGGUCACAACAUCCAUAUUUCAUUUUAUUCUUCAAUUCUGCAAUUUUCUUGUUGCUUUUGCCUUUCUGGGUUAAGUACACUUUAAACACUACAUUGGAAUCCAAAUACCAGUGGUUUGAGAUACAAUAAUAGGACAGUAUGAUGAAUCUAUUGGAAAGAAUGUAGUGCCUUGAACAUUAAUUUAUAUAUUUUUUUUUCUUCUUGGAAAAAAGAAAAAAAACCACAAGUCUGCAUCCAAGAUAUAUUAUUUUAAUGUAGCUUGAAUGCAGUCUUGAGUUUUUAAUACAUUGCAAUUUUUAUUUUUUAUUUUUUUUUGGUUUACAUAUGAAUGCCCUUCUGUUACUGCACUGUCAUCACAGUAUGUAGUUUUAUUUAAAUAACAGAAUCGUGUUUUAACUCUUGUUUACUUUCCACCCCUGUGACAGAUGGAAUGCCAUAGCGGUGAGACGUACCGAUGCCUUUCAGAAACAAACGGUUAAUGUACGACUGAUGAGGGAAGGGAGAAAAAAAAUAUGCCAGCAGCCAAAAUCCACUCAUUCAGGUCAAAAUGGUUCAGCAGGACACAGCCUCUUUUUGAUAGGACAGCUGAUACAUUUGACAGCACAAGAGCUGGCAGUGUUAUAGCUUUGUGCUCAAAGGAAAGGCGGUGUCCAGAGCCAUACAUACUGUACAUAGUUCUUUCUACAGUAUAUGCCUCCGGAAGUGUUCUGAUCAGAAUGUAGCGAUUACUAUGUGAAGGCUUGAGGCUCAAAAGUGCAAUUUAAACCCCUCAACAAAGCUUUGAUCGUGGCCUUGCCACAAGCCUUAUCUCUAAUGUGUGCAACAGGAGCAAGCUAAAAAGUUGAACAAACGUCGCAAAUCACCAAGCACCAGACAGAAGACAGAAGUUACCGGGCAAAGUAUAAAGAUUACAAUCCACGCAGCAAACUGAAUUCACUUCCAGUAAAUGUUCUUUCAACUUUGCUAGUACUCAGCCUACACUGUAUGUAAAAUGUUCUGUGAAAUCACAAGUUAGCUCUGAUGUUUUCAACCUAUUUGAUGUUUGAUGCUUUUCUUUUCUUUUUCUUUUUUUUGGUGAUGCUGCUAUCAUUUGUUAAGGUGAUCCUACUGUGUAGUUAGGCUUUCUGUUCACAUACAAUGGCACUAAAAAAAUAAGACUCCUCAGAUUAACAAAUGGGACACUCAUAAAGCAGUGUUAUUGCCUUGUUGAAAUUUUGAUGUGUUCAUUUCACACGUUGCUUUUGAUGUCUGCUCUGUUUUCCAGUUUCUUUCCAGCGAUAUAUUUCAAAAUGCAAACGACACUCGAUGUGGGAGAUUUGCACAACACAUAUUCUCCUUUUAUUCUGCGUUAAAAGAGUUCCUACACUGUAUAUAAGUGGGUUUCACCCAUCUGUACUUUUAUAUCACCGACGAGCAUGGCCAACUUUUCAUGUUCCACAAAGCUUAACAGUUAUUGCUAUUAUGGUUAGAAAUUUCACAUCUCCACAGCACAUUUGAAAGAUUUCAGCACCACCAAUCUUGCCAAGCUGUGAAUUGUACAGUUUUCUUGUUUUGUACAUUUUGUUUUUCUGUUUUUGUUUUUGGUUUUUUUUUUUGUUGUUUUUGGAUGAAAAUGAUAUUGAUGGUGGUGGUGGUAUUGGAUGAGGAGGAGGGGUUGCUUUGAAGUAUAUUAUUCCAUCAAUUCGGUUUGAAUUGGACUUUUAUAGGAUAUUAUGCAGAGUCUUCUGCUUUGGUGAAAUACUUCCAGUAGUAAGAGAUUUCUGUUCUCUGUCAUUUGUAUCUGGUAUGUUUUGUUCCACCUCCCUCGCUGCUAACUUACUGGAGAGCAGAGAAGGGAACAACUCUAUGGCAUAUUCAUUUGGAUGCACUGAUGAAAUGAAGAGCUGAUACACACAGAGGGGAAAGCAGCUCUGACACCUUCUCCCUCUGCUCAUCUCGCUCUUCUGUGGACAACAUUGCCCCCUGGUGAAUAUGCACUGGUUGUCAAAGGCUUGUAUUCAAACUGUGGGAUUGCUUUUUGCCUGCUGUAUGUCCCACUGCAUUACCCCACCCUAUCCUGCUGCACUCUUAUCACAGACUGUAUGUUGAGAGAGAAAUAAAUAUUUUAUGCUUGA
Molecule: messenger RNA, 11162 nt
Organism: Neolamprologus brichardi
Lineage: Eukaryota; Metazoa; Chordata; Actinopteri; Cichliformes; Cichlidae
Product: serine/threonine-protein kinase WNK2
Biological process (GO): protein phosphorylation
Molecular function (GO): ATP binding; protein serine/threonine kinase activity
Source: RefSeq, a predicted model, not a curated record